Messenger RNA from Cryptotermes secundus, 3339 nucleotides. RefSeq names its product transient receptor potential channel pyrexia. Gene Ontology annotation, molecular function: protein binding; monoatomic ion channel activity. Lineage: Eukaryota; Metazoa; Arthropoda; Insecta; Blattodea; Kalotermitidae. Bases 1 to 3339 code for a protein of 1112 amino acids. Gene Ontology annotation, biological process: monoatomic ion transport; transmembrane transport. The transcript is spliced from 7 exons. The record is from RefSeq and is a predicted model, not a curated record. Gene Ontology annotation, cellular component: membrane.
AUGCGCGGUCAGAGGAAAUCCUUCCGUCGGAAAGUGUUCUGCAGGAGAAAGGGGUCUGAUGAGUGCAAGGAGAAGUCAGCAGAGCAAAAGGAAAGAUGGAGUCAUCUGCACUGUCCGAAGGAGACAGACGGUCAUUGGUCUUGGCUGUCCGACGAACUGGCCGACCAAGGAUGUAGGCGUCUGGAUAGGAGACAGCGACGGCUCAACUCUGAGCUCCUGAGGGCAGUGGAACAGGGAGCUGUAGAGAAGGUUGUCAGCUGCCUAGACCGAGGCGCGAACGUCAACGCAACCUGCGAGCCACUAGGAAACACAGCUUGCCACCUGGCAGCUUUCACCGGUAACACAGACAUCCUCUUGCUGCUCCUCAAGCGAGGGGCAUCUCCCCGGGUCCUGGACCCGCACGGCCGAAGUCCUCUGCAUUUCGCAGCCUGGUCAGGCAAGGAUGAAUGUGUAAAAUUACUGCUGCAUAGCGCCAUGGACAUGCUGAACUGUCCAAUCAGACGACAGAAGGCCGAGAAGCAAGUGCAUUUGGAGGUACUGGACACGUGGGGCCACGAUCAUGCCGACAUUAGGAACCAGCUGCCACAGCUCGAACCGGGCAGCACGCCUUUGCACGUGGCAAGCCAGAGACUCCACCUGGAAUGCAUCGAGGCACUUCUGGGAGCUGGAGCAGACGUCACCUCUAGAGACGACGACGGGAUGACGCCUAUCGACGUCAUCGGAGAAAAGCUGGUUGGAGGGUCGAAUCUACAUGCAGCCACAAAGUUUCCUGACGUGUAUGAAGUUCUUCUGGGCGCUGGAGCAGAGCUGUUACAUUCGCACCGUGUGGUCCGUACAACUCCGAUGCACACAGCCGUAGCUCUGAAGUCACUGGAGGCCAUCGAUAUGAUAGCGAGAUCCCCGGGUGUCUUGAACUUGGAUAAGAACGGCAUGAGCCCCAUACACCUCGCCGUGUCCCUUCGCCUUCAAACUCCUCUUAGAGUUUUACUUCAGAGUCCCGCCGCUGCAAUUAACGAGACCAGUACCAAAGGCACGGAGACAUUUUUUCCGUCUGGUCUCGCUUUCGUUGAUAUGAAAGACUUGAAUGGGAACACGCCUCUUCAUACAGCUGUAGCAAGUCAAUGGAGGACGGGUGUCGCCAUUUUGCUGGAGGCGGGAGCUGAUACCUGCCAGAAGAACUCUAACGGGGCAACGUCUUUACACUUGGCGGCGGAGAGUGGGAACAGAGAUGUGCUGGAAGAGAUGCUUAAUAUUCCUGAGAGUAAAACUAUACUAGAUGCUCCAGAUAACUUCGAAGAUACACCACUAUUUCAAGCUGUGAAGAGCAGAAGCGUGGAUUGUGUGAGACUGCUUUUGGAAGCAGGAGCUUCUCUGAGACACACACUGACUGAUAAAACGACUGUUCUCCACCGAGCAGCAAAGCUCAACUGUCCUGAAGUACUGAAAGAACUCAUUAGACAUGAAGAAAAAUACAUACGAGUUCUGAUCAACCAAGUAGAAUCGAAGGGAAUGACUCCACUGCACGUGGCUUCUCUUGCGGGGAACGCACCUUGCGUGAAGAUACUUCUGUUGGCCGGAUGUGAUGUCACCAUGAGAACGACAAUUGAGUCCCAUAACGAUUGCACCGCCUUGCAUUUGGCCUCUUCAAAAGGUCAUUCCAAAGUCGUGGAAACACUUCUGGAACACAACAGUGGAAGGGAAGUCAUCGAAUCCAAAGACAGUCAUGGAUGCACACCGCUACACCUUGCUUGUCAAUACGGCCAGCGUGAAUGCAUCCGGAAACUGUUAUUAUCAGGAGCUGAUUUGUCAGCAAAGACAAACAAAGAGAAAACCACUGCAAUCAGUUUAUUGUUUACCAAAGUGUCUCGGCCUAUUGCACUCCUGGAAGAAAUUCUAGAUUCAGAAAUCCAUAUGAACGGUUUCCCUCUGCAUGAUCCACAGUGUGUUAUCACUAUUGACUACAAGCUUCUGGUGCCUCGCGAAAAACCCAAUAAACAGAUGAAAGUGCUGGAUGCAUUGUUGGACACGGGUAUCGAUUGCAAUCAGGAAUCACUGGUACUACAUCCGGUUGUUGAGAGCUUCCUGUUUCUGAAAUGGCGCUGCUGGAGGAGAUGGUUUUACUAUUCAUUCGUCAUGUACAUCAUUUUCUUGUUCUGCUUCAGCAUCCUCGUGGUUUCAAUAUACCAUCUGUCGGCUAAUGGCCAUGGAGUUCCGCAAGGCAUACUCGAAAAAUACGUCAGACUUGCGAUUCUAGUGACGUUGCUCUGGCUUGUCGCUCUGGAAGCAGAAUCUGUCUAUCGGCUUCCGAAAUAUUACUUCACGGAUUUAGAAUCAUGGGUGAAGUGGAGCAGCUACAUUCUAGCCUUUACAGUGACAAUUUUCAGCCCUAACAACGAGUGGCAUCGCCUAGUGGCCACAGUGGCAAUUCUCCUCUCAUGGACCGAGCUGAUGUUCCAGAUGUCCAAGAACCCGAACUGGGGCUUCUAUAUUAACAUGUUCUCCAAAGUCGCUGUAAAUGUCCUUAAGGUUCUACUGACCUUCAUUUUCCUCAUAAUCGGCUUCGCUUUGGCGUUUAUGGUGCAGUUUAAAUCCGAACCGCCGUUCGAGACGCCAUGGGAGGCCUUCGUCAAGACCAUAGUUAUGAUGACAAGUGAAUUCGAAUAUUCUAGCCUUUUCAAAAAAAAUGAAAAUAACGCAUCCUCCAAAUUUGGAAGAAUAUUAUUCUUGUUCUUCCUCCUUACUGUGGGCAUUGUUCUCAUGAAUCUCUUGGUUGGCUUGGCUGUCAGCGACAUAAACUCCUUGGAGACACAAGGCAAAAUGAACCGCCUAAGGAAACAGGCGGACUUUCUUCGAGUAAUUCAACCUUCAGAUUUGGGUCUGUGGUUUAUGUCGAAUUGUUUGAAGAAAAUAACUUAUAGUUUGAGGGAAGUCCAGCCACCCAUAAAAAUAUGCCCCGGGAGUCCGUGGAACAGUGAACAACUCGCCCUUCCGAAACAAAUUGUGGAUGCUAUUAUAGCAAGAGCCGAGAAGCAGGGGAAAACUGAAAAAAUAUGCAAGAUACAGAACGUAUUCAAGAAACUGAAUGAGCUAAUUACUUCUCUAAACAAAUCUCCUUUUAUUCUAGAAGAGUUCAACUCGCAAAGCUGCAGGAGAUAUUUGCAGAAAACAAAGGGACAGAGAGAUGCGCAUAACGAAGUGCGCGAGAGAUCCAGGUAUGAAUUUGCAAACUUCACGGCGAGGAAACUGGACAAUAUUGAGAUGGAGCUGACCACCAUUAAGGCCAGUAUUAAAGAACUUGCUCAGUUUUUGCCUCAAGAACUUAGCAUUCAAAUUCAAUAA